AUGAGCAGCGGCGGGACGGCGGCCGUGUCUCCACACGAGCCGCAGGCCUUCAAAAGGGCGGUGCGCAAGAUCAAAUGCGCCGCCAUGGUGGCGGGUUUGGCCAAGAGCUGGCAGGGCUGGGCCUCGGAUCACGCCGGGAAGCAGGACGCCAUCCCUAGCGGCUGGAUGCCCGCCUCCAUCGAGGGGGAGGACGGAAAGGGGCGGAGCCUGGGUCAGACGGGCGGGGUUAAGCCAGGCGUGGUCCAGACGGGUGGGGUUAAGCCGGAAAUGGUCCAACCGGGCGGGGUUAAGCCAGAAAUGGUCCAGACGGGCGUUGUCCAGCCGGGCGUGGCCCAGCCGGGCGGGGUCCAGGCGGGCGGGAUUAAGCCGAAAAUGGUCCAACCGGGUGGGGUUAAGCCAGAAAUGGUCCAGAUGGGCGUUGUCCAGCCGGGCGGGGCCCAAUCGGGCGGAGUCCAGCCGGGCGGGGUUAAGCAGGGCAUGGUCCAGACGGGCGUGGCCCAGCCGGAAAUGGUCCAGUUGGGCGGGGUCCAAUCGGGCGUGGCUCGGCCGGGUGGGGUUAAGCCGGAAAUGGUCCAGCCGGGCGGGGUUAAGCCGGACCUGGACUCCGUCAACGCCAUCCGGACCAGCGCCGUCGUCAAAACCGUGCGUCCCAAACGGGACCCGAGCAACGCCCUGGUGAGCGCCAUCCGGGGCAAGAUGGAGGCCGGGCCCCAGGAGCACCGGCCCUUCCUGGGCAACGAGUCGCCCACGCGGCGCCGGCAGAUGCGGGCGCUGCAGGGCGCCGCCGGGGGCGGGGGGGGGGCGGGGGGGGCGCUGGUCCAGGACAGGAAGCUGCUGCUGAGGGAGAAUAGCAGCCUGGACGCGGAGGACAGCGGGCCCGGGGAGGACGGCGAAUCAAAGGCCGAGCAGAACGAGGGAGAGGCCGCCGCCCACGGCAACAAGCACAAGAUCAAGAUCACCUCCAUGAGCGACAUCAAGAGCCGCUGGCAGCAGUGGUCCGAGCAGCACGUGGUGGGCCAGAAGCUCAACCCCUUCAGCGAGGAGUUCGACCACGACUACGCCAUGGCCCAGCGGCUCCGCAAGGGCGACUCGGGCUACGGCCGGCCAAAAGACGGCUCCAAAACGGCCGAGCGGGGCGACCGGGCCCAGCGCCACAUCCACCGCGAGAUGGAGGAGAUGGUGUGGAUCAUCAGGGACAUGGGCCUCCAGGACCGGGAGGGCCGCACCGCCAUCACGUUCGGCCGCCUCUUCGACCGCUACGUGAAGAUCUCGGACAAGGUGGUGGGCAUUUUGCUGCGCUGCCGCAAGCACAAGAUGCUGGACUUCGAGGGGGAGAUGCUGUGGAAGGGGCAGGACGACGAGGUCAUCAUCACGCUGAGGGACUGA
Menidia menidia (Atlantic silverside) is the source of this 1386-nucleotide messenger RNA. Lineage: Eukaryota; Metazoa; Chordata; Actinopteri; Atheriniformes; Atherinopsidae. The record is from the annotation of a GenBank genome assembly.